AUGAAAUGUAGCGUUAAUUGUGUUAUUUUGCAAAACAUUAGAAUAAUGAAGGUGACUGGUCCACCAGACAUCACGGGUUGCUAUCCUUGUGAGCCCGAUCCCGAAAUGAAAAGGAUAAUCGACGAAUACCUCAUAGAACGCGACGAAGACGGUGCUCAGGAGGCGCUGGAAGCGGCGAAGAAGAAGCUAAGUAGUGUACCGAUAGCAGAGACAAAUGGCUCGAAAAAUGGGGCGAAAAGCACGAAAAAUGUUGGAGUUCAAUGUGAACUUCUGUCCGAUGAACAAAGCCUUCGAGGGCUGAUUGAUCAAUGUGCAAAGAUAAAUCCGGAUAACGCUGGGAAUUUCAAGAAAAUCGUUAAAAGCUGCGCCAGGUUUACUGAGAGUCUCUGGUUUCCCGUUCCCGAUGAUGCAUUAAGCGAUAUCAGUGAUAUUAGUACCUUCUCCGAUAACAGAAGGACUGAUUUGAAGAGAAAAGCUAGUGGACAUUUUGAGAGGGUGAAUGGCAUCGAUGAUGAAAAUUACGAUUGUUCCAAUAAAAAAUCAAAAAAACAAAAAAGUAUCGAUAAAGUUGUUAAAAAGAAAUCAAAGACAAAAGAUAAGAAAACUUCUAAAACUCCUACGAGACACGAGAAGCAAUCUGAAGAAACUUCGUUAAAGGAUCAUUCGAAAAGCGAUGGGAAGAUUAAAAAGUUUCGAAAAGACUUUGUAUUCUACUCUGAGAAAUACAUGCAGGAAAGUACAUCUCGCAGGAAUUCCCUUAAAUCUACUUGUAAUGGAGAAAUAAAUGUGAAAAAAUUGGCUAGAAGUUGGUGGAAGGUUGAUGUCUCCAAGGAAAGGCCUGAUAUAGAUAAGGAAAACGCUGGGAAUUUCAAGAAAAUCGUUAAAAGCUGCGCCAGGUUUACUGAGAGUCUCUCGUUUCCCGUUCCCGAUGAUGCAUUAAGCGAUAUCACUGAUAUUAGUACCUUCUCCGAUAACAGAAGGAAUGAUUUAAAGAGAAAAGCUAGUGGACAUUUUGAGAAGGUGAAUGGCAUCGAUGAUGAAAAUUAUUUUUAUUCCAAUAAAAAAUCAAAAAAACAAAAAAGUAUCGAUAAAGUUGUUAAAAAGAAAUCAAAGAAGAAGCAAUCUGAAGAAACUUCGUUAACGGAUCAUUCUAAAAGCGUUGGGAAGAUUAAAAAAUUUAGAAAAGACUUUGUAUUCCACUCUGAAAAAUACAUGCGGGAAAGUACAUCUCCGAGGAAUUCCCCCAAAUCUACUUCUGAUGGAGAAAUAAAUGUGAAAAAAUUGGCUAGAAAUUGGUGGAAGGUUGAUGUCUCCAAGGAAAGGCCGAAUAUCGAUAAGGAUGGAUUUCUUGAUCCGAACAAAGUCUUUUUGCAUCCAACUGAUGCUAGAAGAAAGGGCGCUAGAUCAUUGGGAAAUGAACAUGGAACAUAUCAAGAAGUAUCAACGUUUCGUUGUGAGAAGGGUUCAAAAUCUUUAGUAGAACGUAAGAAAAGACGACGGCUCUAUUCAGAGUCUGUAUGGCUGAACUCUGCUUCAUUUGAUGCAAUACUUCCCGAGUUAUAA
Messenger RNA from Phyllotreta striolata, 1563 nucleotides. The record is from the annotation of a GenBank genome assembly. NCBI's taxonomy places the organism in Eukaryota, Metazoa, Arthropoda, Insecta, Coleoptera, Chrysomelidae.